CACCCUUUGCAGUAGUCUCUUCUCCACCGUCUCGACGGAGAGCAAAAGCUUCAAGAACCAUCGCUGCAAAACCCUAACUGUGUCGUAGCUUCGUUGAGUCUCCCACGCUGUCGAAAACCCUAACUCCUGGUUUGCUCUCCUCUGCAGGUGAGCUUGAUUUCUGAGCCAACAUGAGUAGACCAAUGGAAGAGGAUGCCAACGCUGGCAAGAAUGAGGAAGAGGAAUUUAACACAGGCCCACUGUCAGUGCUGAUGAUGAGUGUUAAGAACAAUACACAGGUGCUCAUUAACUGCCGGAACAACAAGAAGCUCCUGGGCCGCGUGAGAGCCUUCGAUCGACACUGCAACAUGGUUCUUGAAAAUGUUAGGGAGAUGUGGACUGAGGUGCCCAAAACAGGCAAAGGUAAGAAGAAAGCCCAGCCUGUCAACAAAGAUAGGUUCAUCAGCAAAAUGUUCCUGCGAGGAGACUCUGUUAUCAUUGUUCUGAGGAAUCCAAAAUGAGGUUUAGCAGAUUCUCGUAUCUCCAGGCAAUGCAGCGGCUGUUCUAGUAGUUUUUGAACUUUUGUUACCUUGGAGUAGUGCUUUUAAUGUGUUGGAGAGAGUGUUUAAUCGGUGUAAUUCUUGCGACGAGGUUGAUAGUCUCUGGCUUUACUGAUUUACAAUGCUUAUCGCUCUAAACUUUCAAUCAUCUCACUUUCCA
Rhodamnia argentea is the source of this 699-nucleotide messenger RNA. RefSeq names its product small nuclear ribonucleoprotein Sm D2-like. Bases 171 to 500 code for a protein of 109 amino acids. Gene Ontology annotation, cellular component: U2 snRNP; U4/U6 x U5 tri-snRNP complex; U5 snRNP. Lineage: Eukaryota; Viridiplantae; Streptophyta; Magnoliopsida; Myrtales; Myrtaceae. The transcript has 6 exons. The record is from RefSeq and is a predicted model, not a curated record. Gene Ontology annotation, molecular function: RNA binding. Gene Ontology annotation, biological process: spliceosomal snRNP assembly; RNA splicing.